UGCAUGUCUACUACGUGUCGUUUUGCUGGUUUGGAAUUUCAACAUCAUCCUCUGUUGUUUGCACGUACUCUUGAGCGGUGAAAGUACACUGAAGAAGAACGCAUCUUCUUCGAUGAAAUGAAAAUCGUAAUUGCGAAGAAUCCCAUUAAUCUUGUCAACUCUCAGGGUUCGCUUGUUCUUUUCCGUGCUCCUUCCCUUGCUCGAAAUUUUCUUCACGCUUCGAGCUCCAAAUGGCCACGCAGCACCAAUCCCCUCAUGUUUUCGUUUUCUUCAUUGAGAGUUUCAGUUUCGUGCGCUUCUUCGUCCUCGACUGUGUACGGAGGUUGGGACGAUCUUGGCAGUUCCGACGCGCCUGGUGAGUCCAACGCGCUGCGCAAUUUUCUCGUUUCUAUCGGAAUCGAUGAUAGGAAGAACGUUUUCGUGUUCCUAUUGGGUCUCGUUUGUGCGUUGGCGAUUUCUAGGGUUAAGGUUUCUUCUAUUGUCGUUCUUCCUGCUUCCGCGUUGGUUUUCGCCGUUGGUUUCACGGUAGGGUUUUUCCGAAACGGAACGUUCGGUGAGGUGAGGGCGAGUGGGAGUAAGAGGAGGGAAAAGGAAGAGAAUUCGAAUUUGAAUUGGAAGCUGUCUUGGGAGAAAUUGAGGAGUUUGGUGGAAUUUUUUGACGAGCUUGAUCUUGUGGUCGAUAACUUGAAGAAUGAUGUACAAAGUGCUAUUAGGGAUAAUAAGAUUCGAGUGGAUGAUUUUUAUGGUUAUGUUGAAGUCACGGAUAAGAUUAAAAUUUCAGCUAAGAAUGCUAGGGAUGUUGUUAGGGCUUUAAUUGAUAAUGAGGAAAACUCUGGUGGUGUUUUGGUUGAGAACCAUAAGAGUGGUAGAAGAAAGAAACAAGUUGGAGAAAGUGGGUACCAGAUGCUCCAGUCUUUUAGCAGUUUGUUUGGGGAAAAUUUGUUUAGCUCCAAUCCCACCAAAGUCAGAGAAAAUGUUAAGCAAGAGGCAGUGGAUAGAACGUUGAAUCAAACUCGAGGAAAUGGUAAUGUGCCUCUAGUUGAAGACAGGGCUUUGAAUUUGGUUGAUGAUCAUAAGGGAAAUCGUAAAUUGGAUCUGGAUCCUUCUCAAGACUCAUCUACUAACUCUGUUUUGGAUAUGAACAAAAAUGGAAGUAUAAGAACUACUCCCGAGGGAGAAAAUGUUGGCUUAGGGGACAUUCGGAGAAGCACUAAUAAAUUCUUUGAUGAUAAAGAGUAUAGUUACAGGAACAAAGGAUUGAGAUUCACAAAUAAUCACAGCUUCUCUUUGAAGAUGGAUUCCAGCAGCGUAACAGACAUGUGGGAAUCCCAAGACAGUCUGAUUGAUUCUGAGAGCUUUAAAGUCAGAACAAAACGCAUGGAAAGUGAGUCCUCGUUUUUGCGUGAGCAGCUGCUCGAUGGAGGUCAUGAGACUUUCAGGUCUUCUCACGACAAGAGGGAGGGUGGAUCUGACAGGUCUCAGUAUAACAAUGAUACGGUGAAUUAUGAUGAUCAUCGCCAUCUUGCAGAUGAUUUAUCUGCACACGAGAAUGAAUUCAAUACCCCUUCAUCUACAAAGAUUUCAGAUGAUAUGAUGUUUGAUAGGUAUCUUGCUGAAGCAACAGACCUUCUAAAACAAGCAAAAGAGUUUAUAAAAGGUAGGCAGGGUGAAGAGCAAGCUGAAAUCAUGUUAUACAGGUCCGCAAACUUACUAUCCAAGGCUGUGGAGUUGAAGCCCAUGAGUUUGUUGGCUGUAGGCCAGUUAGGAAACACUUACCUUCUUCAUGGAGAAUUGAAGUUGAAGAUUAGUCGUGAAUUGAGAACUCUUCUUUCUGGGAGCAUCCAACCAUCAUCUGUCAAACAUAGUAGAAUAUUGAAGGGACUGAGGAAUAAAAUCAAUAGUAAAGAGGAAGUUGCACCAUUUCUUAUUGAUGUUUGUGAAGAGUGUGAAGAGCUACUAGUGGAGGCAGGCAGAAAGUAUAGGCUGGCAUUGUCAAUUGAUUCAAAUGAUGUGAGAGCCCUGUAUAAUUGGGGCCUUGCUCUUUCUUUCCGAGGCCAAUUGAUAGCAGAUAUUGGUCCGGGUGCUGCUUUUGAGGCUGAAAGAGUGUUCCUGGCUGCAAUUGACAAGUUUGAUGCUAUGCUGUUAAAGGGCAAUGUUUAUGCACCAGAUGCUUUGUUUAGAUGGGGUGUGGCAUUGCAGCAGCGAUCUCGCUUAAGGCCAGGAAGUAGUAAAGAGAAGUUGAAGUUACUGCAACAAGCUAAAAGGCUAUAUGAAGAUGCCCUUGAUAUGAACUCCAAUAACGGGCAAGUGAAAGACGCCUUAUCCUCAUGUCUCGCUGAGCUUAAUUAUCGACAGUUUUAGCCAAUUCAUGGAAAGAGUUACCCAGGAGAAUCAUUUUGCUUCCAAUCUCUUGUUGGCAAUUAUGUGUUAUAUCUACCGUACAUCCAGCACCAGCGGCAGGUAUAUUUGCAUAAGUGGCCUUUGACACAAAUGAGUUUUGGUUCCCAGUGUCAUCGUCUCUCUACUGAUUCUCCCUAGAAUCAGAUAAAGACAGCACGCAUAGUAACAGUAAUAAUAAGGUUAAAAUGUAACCAUUUUUGCUUUGCAUUUUUGUAUCAUAAAAUUCCUGUCACAUGAAUUUUCAUUAUUGGUAUAGGAAAUAAUUUUAUCUAUGGACAGUAAUGGUUUGAUUAUCAUUGUUGGUAUAGGAAAUAAUUCCUGACA
This is a messenger RNA of Glycine soja, 2724 nucleotides long. RefSeq lists its product as uncharacterized. The transcript is spliced from 3 exons. The record is from RefSeq and is a predicted model, not a curated record. Bases 118 to 2361 code for a protein of 747 amino acids. Gene Ontology annotation, molecular function: protein binding. Lineage: Eukaryota; Viridiplantae; Streptophyta; Magnoliopsida; Fabales; Fabaceae.